CGCAAUACCAAGUAUUGCGUAUCCGCCGGAUCGUAUCAGUCUACGAUAAGAACUCUUGGAGUGAGGCAGUUACUGCACGCUGUCGUUGUGAGAUUUGUAUGCCCUGAAACCUUGGAUUGAAUUAGUUGGUGUUGACUGACCAGAGUCCACUAACUGCACCUGAUAAUCUCGUGAUUCAAUUUCCUCUCCAGCCGCAGCCUUAGCUACUUCUAGCUACAAGAUGACUGAGGUGUUUCAGUUUGGUGUUGAGCCAAUAACAUGCCAUGCUUGGAACAAGGAGCGCACAAAACUUGCCCUGAGCCUCAAUGAUAACGAAGUGAACAUCUACUCAAGGCAACCAGGCACCGGAGACUGGGUGCUGGAGCACACUUUGAGCGGCCAUGACCUCCGCGUGACUGGAGUUGAUUGGGCACCAAACACCAACAGGAUUGUCACCUGCUCAGCUGAUCGCAAUGCGUAUGUGUGGUGUCAAGAUGAGAGUGGCAAGUGGAGCCCCACUCUGGUGCUGCUGAGGAUCAACCGAGCUGCUACCUGCGUGCGCUGGUCGCCACAAGAGAACAAGUUUGCUGUUGGCUCAGGAGCUCGCCUGAUAUCGGUUUGUUAUUUUGAGCAAGAGAACAACUGGUGGGUGAGUAAGCACAUCAAGAAACCCAUCCGCUCCACCAUCACCACGCUCGACUGGCACCCAAACAACAUCCUUCUUGCUGCUGGCUCUUCUGAUUUUAAAGUGCGAAUUUUCUCUGCCUGGAUCAAGGAUAUUGAACCGAAGCCCUCGGCCACGUCUUGGGGAGCCAAGAUGCCGCUUGGUCAGCUCAUGACCGAGUUCUCCAACUCGACUGGCGGAGGUGGUUGGGUGCACGGCGUGAGCUUCAGCUGUGAUGGCAACCGCGUGUGCUGGGUGGGGCACGACUCAAGCGUGAGCGUGGCUGACGCGAGUCGCGAGAUGGCCAAGACUCAGCUCAAGACGCCGCAUCUGCCUUUCACUGCAGUCACUUGGAUCAGCAAGAACACUUUGCUUGCUGCUGGUCAUGGCUGUUGCCCUAUGGUGUACGCUGUGGAGGACUCAGGCAAGCUCACGUUUGUCUCGAAGCUUGACGUUGCUCAGAAGAAAGAAGCUUCCAGCCUCAGCGCCAUGCGCAAGUUCAAGUCGCUAGACCGCACAGCUCGCACGGACAGCAGCGACACGACACUCGCCACGCUGCAUCAGAACACCAUCACCGGCAUCCAGAUACUCAAGGGAGAUAAAGCUGGCGCCACUUCUGUCUCCACUUGCGGCUCCGACUCCUACCUCAUCCUCUGGAACUUCAAGGAUCUCCCCGACACGAUAGCGGACGAACUGCUGUGUCAUCCUAUAACGGCUUGGAUGGCUGAACCCCGUACUCAGAGUCUGGAGGAGAGCAUCGCUGAGCUGAAACUCGCCUAAACUUAUCAGCAACUUUCGAUGCACUAACACUUUGGAACAACGUAACAUUUGCCAUGAAAACUUAUUCUUUGUAAUAUUGAGUGAAAUAAAAUUGAUUCCCAAAAUGUAAUCAUUCGGCAAACA
Hyalella azteca is the source of this 1546-nucleotide messenger RNA. RefSeq names its product actin-related protein 2/3 complex subunit 1A (gene Arpc1). The record is from RefSeq and is a predicted model, not a curated record. The transcript is spliced from 11 exons. NCBI's taxonomy places the organism in Eukaryota, Metazoa, Arthropoda, Malacostraca, Amphipoda, Hyalellidae. Gene Ontology annotation, molecular function: actin filament binding. Gene Ontology annotation, cellular component: actin cytoskeleton; Arp2/3 protein complex. Gene Ontology annotation, biological process: Arp2/3 complex-mediated actin nucleation. The coding region runs from base 221 to 1423 and encodes 400 amino acids.